Messenger RNA from Brassica oleracea var. oleracea, 3048 nucleotides. RefSeq lists its product as uncharacterized. Gene Ontology annotation, molecular function: deSUMOylase activity. NCBI's taxonomy places the organism in Eukaryota, Viridiplantae, Streptophyta, Magnoliopsida, Brassicales, Brassicaceae. The transcript is spliced from 7 exons. Bases 1393 to 2940 code for a protein of 515 amino acids. The record is from RefSeq and is a predicted model, not a curated record. Gene Ontology annotation, cellular component: nucleus. Gene Ontology annotation, biological process: protein desumoylation.
AAAAAAAAACACACCUCCACGAUACUUUUCUCUUCCAUGACCCCAAGAACCCUAAAUCCCCAAAUUGUGAAAUCCUCAAACUCUUGACUCUCUUUAGUUUCCAUCAUGAUUUCUCAUCGAUUUCUUCAUCUCCACACCCUAAUCAACAACUAAAACCUUCGAUUCAAAUAGGAAAAGUGAAUCCAAAACCCAAGCGACGAACCCUAAAACCCCUUUCUAAAAUUUUCAGCUACGUCGAAUCUCAAGGCUUUCAUCACUUAUUCUCGUUGAUUUCGACACUUUUACAAGCUCCUCUCCACAUCAAUCAGUUUAAUUCACCUAUUUUUGCCAUCAAAGACGGAUGACUACAUCAAAAAGUGGAAAAAAAUAUCCAGCAAGACUUUAUGAAAAGGGGAAAUGUCCAUUGCAAAGUGGAAGCAUAAAUCAUAACUGUCAUUUGGCUAAUUUCCAGAUGGUGGAAGAAGUAGUUGGUUUAGAUGCGUGGGAAUCCAUUAAAACAUCAUCUGUUGGAGUUAUUCUGAGGCUGAAAGAGCUGAAUUAUACCUGGUCAGCCAAGGCGGUUCACCAUUUACUUACAAACCAAUUGGUGGUUAAUAAUAUCCAUGAGAUAUGGUCUGCUAUAGAAGGUCAGCCAAUUAGGUUUUCGCUAUAUGAGUUUGGUGAUAUUACGGGUUUAAAUUGCGAGCCUUUCAACAUAAAUGAAGAGGUGGAGAUUGAUCAUAAGCCAUUUUGGGAAGAGCUUGGUGUUUCUCCUUCACAUGGUCCUAUGCUUUCUGAGUUGCAGUUGUUGUUCACUAAAAUUAGGAAUUGGUCGUUUGAGAAGAGAAGAAUGAUUGGUUUACUAUGUGUCUUGUCUAUUGGAGUACUUGGCAUCUCUCCAGGCAGUAGAAUUCCUUUGGAUCAAGCAAAGAGAGUCCUAGACAUAGAAGCAUUUGACAGAUACCCUUGGGGGCGUGUGGGAUUUUCUAGCCUGGUAAAAUUGUUUCAUAUGAAGGAAGGAACAAGUAUACACUUUGCGGAUGCGUACAUGCACUCCUCAUCUGGGUGUAUGAGUCGAUACCUGGUAUUGGGCAUGAAUAUGGGAAUCAUAUUGAGGGUAACCAAGUUCCUCUUCUCUCCUGGUAUGGAUCUCGUGGCCGUAUAAACUGGGAUGAGUUUUAUAAAAAGGAGAAAAGUCUCCAUCAGAAGGUACGAGUAAGACAUCUCAUUGUCAAGCAAGAAGCUGAGAUAUACCCUCAAUGGCCAGAGGACAAGGUUGAUGAUGAUCUUCACAACUUGAUCACAGACAUUCUACAUGGUGAGCUCGAUGAUACGUAUUGGAACCUGAACUCGCGUACUGCACCAGUACCAAACAAAGAGAAAAGAAAAUUGGUGAGUGAAGAACAAGAGUGUAUGAAGAAAAAAAUGCCAAAAGAGAGGACAUCCACCCAUGCUUGCGGAUCCAGCCUUAACUCAACUCGAGAUGAUACAUUCCAGCUUGGCCUAAUGGAAGCAAUGAACACAUUGACUGCAAAGGUUGGAAGUAUGGACACAGUCAUUGUUGAGAAGGUGUUGACUGCAGUAGACGCAUCUGUAGAUGAAAAAGUAAAUGCAAGGAUUGGUGAAACCGAGCUGGUAUUUACACAGAAAAUCUCCACUUUACAAGAAGAGAUUGCUCAACUUAGAGAGCAAAUGCAAGCUACUGCCCCUAAAAAUGAUGCACACUACAAUGUGAACCAUGAAGAUGAAGUCAAUAGCAACGACCCGUCAUGGAUGGUCCAAGACAAAGUCUCAUCACAAAUGGAUGCGGCAGUACAAUGUGUGGUUAGAAAGAAAGCCAAAAAAUCCGAGGUCAAGCUAACGUCUCCAAUUCUACUUGACACUGGUGGUGAGAAGGUUGUUGGAACAACACAAGUAAAAAAACCAGCUAGAAGAUUGAAAAAUGUAAAGAAGGAGAAGGUUGAAGUUCCACAACUUAGGGAUUCUGGUGGAACAUGGUCUGAUUCAGAAGACAAGCAAAAAUAUGGUAAUCUAGGUGCCACGUUAGACCAGUUGGCGGCAUCAGUCUUGGAUGGACCUUUGCAAAAACGCAAGCCACAGCUGACAAAGACCCAAGUGUAUCCAUAUGUAGGUAACUCAACUGUCAAAAGGAUCAUAAAAGGUGAUGUCUCUAAAGCCUACUAUGAUCCCUUAGCUAAAGUUGUUGAGACAAAAUUUAAGAAGCUACUGGAUUAUCUGCGAAGUCUUGAUGGUGAUAACGAUGUAGACACUCAGUUCUAUAUGAGGCUAAUAACACCAAGUAAUGUGUGGGAAACAGAUCGUUUUGGGUGGCUGUCAGAUUCUCAUAUGGCAUCUGCGAUGCUUAUGUUUCAUAAAAGAGCUAUGAGGGACCCUUCACCAUACUCAGCAAAGAUAGCUUUUCUUGAGCACUGGUUUGUCAAGAUGUGGGUCAGAGACUACAAGAAAUAUGAUCCUAAAACGUGGAAGUUCUCAGAUACUUACAAGAAGGUGUUCAAUGGCAAUUACCCUACAGAUUUUUCCAACAACAGAAAGUGGCUGAAGGAUGUGGAUCGGUUGUUUCUUUGCCACUUGAUAAAUGGUGACCAUUGGGUCGCUUUAGAAGUGGAUCUUGACAAGAAAAUAAUCCAUGUUUACGAUAGCAUACAGACAGUUGUCCCAAGCAAUACAGAUCUUUUAGAAGAGUAUCGUCCUUUCACGAAGAUGAUUCCUUUAUUGUUGAAAGAAAUGGUUCCAGAAAGGAAGAGUUCACAGCAGUUCAGGAUUUCAAGACUUAAAAAUGUUCCGCAGAAUGAAGAGCCUGGUGAUUGUGGUGUUUACGCUCUGAAGUAUAUAGAGUGUAAGGCGAUUGGCUGUGGUUUUGAAGGACUUUCUGAUCAGUGCAUUCCGGCAAUGCGUAUUAAGUUAGCUGCUGAGAUCUAUGAUGAGGUUUUGGGUCUGUAGUAUUUUAAUGGGUUUCGGGUCGAAUUUGUGGUUUUUUGGAAAAAAAAAUUGGGCUUUCAUAUAAAACAGAGUAAAACAGAGAACAUAUUGUCUAACCAGAAUCCAAUA